Phragmites australis (common reed) is the source of this 1419-nucleotide messenger RNA. RefSeq lists its product as uncharacterized. The transcript has a single exon. Bases 828 to 1379 code for a protein of 183 amino acids. The record is from RefSeq and is a predicted model, not a curated record. NCBI's taxonomy places the organism in Eukaryota, Viridiplantae, Streptophyta, Magnoliopsida, Poales, Poaceae.
GCCUAAUCGCUGAACGAAGGGCAAUAUUAGGCGAGGAUGUGGGCCAUACUGUCAUUCCACAAGUGCGAUUGCAAACAAAAGAGUGGCUUCAACUUUAUCAAAAUAAACUAGUGGCCCGUUUCGCUCGACUUGGACAAGUAACAAAGUUUGGCACCUAGGAAACACGUACCAGUAAGGGAUUCUACAAUGUAGAGAAGACCUUCACUAAAAAUCACUAUAGAAAUUCCGUGUUUGUAAAAGGAUGCGCGCCGCUGAAGUCAUGCUAUUGGUACUGCCUGAGAGGCCUGCUAAUCAGAAACUGGCAAGUGGCAAUUCGGUCUUUUCACCCACCCUGUUUGGUGUAGAGUUGUAGACAAAUCAAUUGAAAAUGCGGUAUAUUCAUUUACCAAGUGUUCAAGAUAACGCCGAAGACGACGACGAGUUGUACAAGUCUUCUUUAGGAAGGAACAGGUUCAUUACAGCACAACACCAUCGCUUUCGCACUCGGCUCGGCUGACAUGCCGAGGCAUUGCACCAAGCCAGCGUCGACUUCGGGGGUAUAAAUUAAGUUCCGUCAUCACUGCAAGACGAUCUUUAGCUGUGAGCUUCUGCGGCCAUGUGAAAGCGGCCCUGCCGUUGGGGUGCGAUCACACGAAAUUUUCGGUGACUUAAACCAGUGCCUCUGACGACAGGAAAGGCUGCUUCCAGGAAAUUUCGCUCCUGCAGAAAGCAUGUUCCUUCCGCAUUCAUCAAGGAAAAAAGGAAGAAAGAAAGGAACUUCCUUACUGCGCGUCCUUGUCAUUGGUGUGGGACUAUAAAUUAAAUGGCAGAGGAGCGCACCAAGGGACAUGCCAAGCAAGAGCAUGCAGUCCAUGACACUAGACAUGCCUAAUGCCGUGCGAGCGAUGAGCUCGCACCUGGGGGCGCCCGUCGCGCGAGAGCCGCUACUGCAGCCGGACCUGCCGCCGCCUCCGCAGAUACGAGCGGAGGGUGGACCGCCGGGCGAUGCUGACGCGGCCGGCCAUGGCCGGAGUUUCCCGUGGCUGGCCACCGCGGGCUUCGGUUACCUCACUUUCAGCUCUGGAAUGGCUCUGCACCGCUCGCGUGGCGACCCCGGCGCCGUCGCAUUCAUCCUCUUCGCGUACGUCGACCUCGUCUUGCUCUUCUACUGCCUCAGGAGGUACGAGCGCGCCGAGCCAGGCUCGCCGCUCAGGGACUGGCUGAAGGUGGCCGUCUGGCUCCUCACCGCGUCCCUCACGCUAUUGUUCUCCUACAAGGUGGCUGCCGUCAUGCCCGCCGCCGUCGCCGUGCUCGUCUGGGUAUUGGGGCUCGCCACAAUUACCGGAGGGUUUGUUGCUUUUUUCUGCUCUAAAAGACGUAAGACUUCUGUACGAUUGUAAUAAAUUUUUUUCAAAAUAGAUGGACUUUUCUUAUUUCCCA